Ylistrum balloti is the source of this 1740-nucleotide messenger RNA. RefSeq names its product solute carrier family 15 member 4-like. The record is from RefSeq and is a predicted model, not a curated record. Gene Ontology annotation, biological process: oligopeptide transport; transmembrane transport. The transcript is spliced from 10 exons. Bases 1 to 1740 code for a protein of 579 amino acids. Gene Ontology annotation, cellular component: membrane. Gene Ontology annotation, molecular function: transmembrane transporter activity. Lineage: Eukaryota; Metazoa; Mollusca; Bivalvia; Pectinida; Pectinidae.
AUGGCCCAAUUUAAUCCAGACGAGCGAAAACCUCUUCUGAGUGGUGGCGUUGGUGACACUUCUAGUCCAAAGCCUGUUGCGCUAAGGAGAGAGAUAGUAGACGAUAUGGAGGAAACCGGAAUGAAGAAAAAAGAAAAGUCUUCAGCAUUCAGUGGCAAGACUGGUCUUGUGGUGGUGUGUAUUUUGAUGACAGAACUUUGUGAACGUUUAACUUAUUACAGUGUGGUUGCUAACCUAGUCCUAUUUUGCACAUCGAAACUCGACAUUCCUAGUUCUGAUGCAGCCAACAUUAGUCUAGUAUUCUCAGGUACUGUUUACCUUAUCCCCGUGGUCGGGGGAUACAUUUCCGAUUCCUACGCCGGCAAAUACAACACAAUACUGGGAUCAGGCCUCAUAUACUUAUUGGGUCUGUUUCUACUGCCUGCCUCUGCUAUUGACUACACAGGCUGGUUCGGUAAAGAUGACGAAGGAGCAGAGUAUGAUCUCAGCAUUGAAACAAGAAAGGCUUACUUCUUCAUGGGGCUGGUCUUUGUGGCCAUAGGGACCGGUGGAAUCAAGGCCAAUGUGGGUCCAUAUGGAGCACAGCAAGUAAAUGACCUUGGUCCAGAAGCUGUGCAAUCUUUCUUCAACUGGUUUUACUGGUUCAUCAAUGCAGGCUCCCUCGUGGCUUAUUCUGGAGUGGCUUACAUCCAACAAAACAUCAGCUUCACUAUCGGGUUUAUCAUUCCUCUCGCCAGCAUGAUAGUUGCACUCAUCAUAUUUGUUGCUGCCAGGAACAUGUAUAUCAACAAUGCUGUGGGAGGAAGCAUCUUGAGUAAAGCGUUUGGGGUGUGUACUGCCACAAAAUGCAGAGGAUUCAAGACGGCUAGAAAAGAUAAUGGAGGGCCUUACAGUAACGAGAUGGUGGACGGCGUCAUAGCUGUCCUCCGAGUUCUUCCUGUAUUUCUACUCAUUAUUAUGUAUUGGGCAGUUUACUCACAGAUGCAGUCCACCUUUUUCCUGCAAAGUGAGCGGAUGAAUGUGAUGGUUGGAGAUGUGAAGAUGCCAGCAGCAGUCCUUAAUAUUUUUAACACUGUUAUUAUCCUCGUUCUCAUCCCUAUCAUCGACCGUGGCAUCUACCCUUUGCUUGCUAAAUAUGGGCGCAGUCCAUCUCAUCUACAACGAAUUGGUUUGGGAAUGAUUUUGGCUGCCCUCUCUGUUGUGGUUGCGGGAGUACUUGAAAUAUACCGUAAACAAGAAUUGUCAGAAUCAGGGGGGAUCAUUCAAGAAUUGGCUGAUGACAAGUUCAAUGCGUCAACACUGUCCGUCUUUCUCCAAGUACCUGAAUUUGCUCUUGUUGGUGCCAGCGAAGUGUUUGCAAGCAUAUCAGGUCUUGAGUUUGCCUAUUCCGAAGCGCCAGAAUUCAUGCAAGGUUUGGUGAUGGGUCUGUUCCUAAUGACUUCCGGAAUUGGAAACUAUGUAUCUACGCUAAUCCUUGUGAUUGUCAAGGCUGCGUCUACUGGUGAUCCUUGGUUCCCUGAUGAAAUUAACGAAGGAAAAGCUGAAUAUCUCUUCUUUCUCAUCGGCGGGUUGAUGGUUGUGAACUUUCUGGUUUUCCUUAUCAUUGCAAAGUUAUACAAAACCCGUGCAUCAAUCGAACAGAAACCAGAACUGCUCUCUGAUCCUAUUAUGGAUAAAAAACACAUUGAAUAUGAACCUGGUUACCACGAUAACCCACUUGCUACGGAUACGAAAAUGUAA